Molecule: messenger RNA, 810 nt
Organism: Arabis nemorensis
Lineage: Eukaryota; Viridiplantae; Streptophyta; Magnoliopsida; Brassicales; Brassicaceae
Source: the annotation of a GenBank genome assembly
AUGGAGUACAAACAUUUCAGCCAUCCACACACUCUAAAACUCCAACAGAUUCAUACAGAUAAAGACUCCGAUUCUUCGGUAAUCUGCUCAGGCUGCGAAUUAGCCAUCUCUGACUCCGAAACCGCGUAUAUAUGUCCAACAUGUGACUUCAAUCUCCAUGAGGAAUGUGGUAACGCAGCGCGUGGGAUGCAACAUCCUUCCCACGCGGGGCUUCACCACUUGACUCUAGUCCCUUACACAACUUACAGCGCCGGUACCUUUCUCUGCAGCGCAUGUGGCUGCACUGGAGGUAAAGGUUUCUCUUACUGUUGUCCUAUGUGUGACUUUGAUCUCCAUGUUCAAUGCGCGCAUUUGCCUCAAGUCAUGGUUCAUGAGUCUCAUCCUUUCCAUAGUCUUCUUCUUGUUUACAACAGUACUCCUCCUGCUAUGCCUUUUACUUCGUUUGGUUACGCGAAUCAGCUUGUCUGCAAUCUCUGUAAUUUGAACAUGGAUGGUAGGUUUUGGUCUUAUAACUGUUAUGCUUGUAACUAUCAUAUUCAUGCUUCAUGUGCUGUGAAUAAGCCUAAGCCAGUGGCUACUUUUGCUGCUGAAAAGUGUGAGACGAGUGAAGGAAAGGCAGCGAACGCUGAAUCUGUUCCUGGUCAGGGUUUGGAGACUGACCAGACGCAACAAGCAGCUGCAACAAUAGAGCAAGUGGAAGAUCCGGCUUUAAGGCAACAGCUUGAACUCCAGCAGCUCCAGCUUGAGCUAGAUAUGAGUUCAGCUCUCGCAAACAUGAUAGGUUCCUUCAACCUCAGUUCUUUAGUUUAA